Molecule: messenger RNA, 1034 nt
Organism: Tribolium castaneum (red flour beetle)
Lineage: Eukaryota; Metazoa; Arthropoda; Insecta; Coleoptera; Tenebrionidae
Exons: 5
Coding region: 151-933 (260 amino acids)
Biological process (GO): glutathione metabolic process; hydrogen sulfide metabolic process
Cellular component (GO): mitochondrion
Molecular function (GO): sulfur dioxygenase activity
Source: RefSeq, a predicted model, not a curated record
AGUUAGUUAAAGUAAAUUUUGCAAAAAUAUUAAACAAACAAUCUUAAUUCCGACUAAUCGUUCGAUAAAUACCCAGUUAAGAUUGCAGUAUGUUAUGUGUUGUCAUAAACUCAAUCAAUCACGCUCGGUAAAUACCGUAAAACGAACGCAAUGUUGCUUAAAUCAUUAAUAACCCCAUUAAUCAAUGGGCGAAAAAUGAGUACAGUGACACGUUUCAAGCCGUUCUCCCCGAACUUUAUCUUCAGACAGUUAUUCGACCCGAAAAGCUCCACAUACACGUAUUUAUUGGGAGAUGCUGAUAGUGCAGAGUGCAUACUUAUCGACCCGGUUGUUGAACACGCUAAGCGCGACUUUCAACUCACCAAGGAUUUGAAUUUGAGAUUAGUUUACGCUGUGAAUACCCAUAUGCAUGCUGAUCACAUCACUGGAACGGGCUACUUAAAGCAACUUUCCGGUUGUAAGAGCGUCAUAUCUCGGCAAAGUGGAGCACAAGCUGAUGUUCUUAUCGACGAAAAUGAUUUUCUAACAUUCGGCAAUCAACGAUUGAAGGUGUUAUCAACGCCCGGUCACACCAACGGCUGUUGUUCGUUUUACAGCAACGAACAGGGCAUAGCUUUCACCGGCGACGCUGUUCUUAUCAGGGGCUGCGGAAGGACAGAUUUUCAAGAAGGUGAUUCGGCCACUUUGUACAAAAGUGUCCACGAAAAAAUCUUCACUUUGCCCGAAGAAACACGACUUUUCCCAGCACAUGACUACAAAGGCGUGAUGGAGACAAGUGUAGGUGAAGAGAAACGUCUCAAUCCGAGACUGACCAAGAGUUUGGAGGAAUUUGUUAAGAUUAUGGAAAAUCUUAACUUACCUUACCCCAAACAGAUAGAUAAAGCUCUCCCUGCAAAUAAAGUUUGCGGUCUUUAUGACAUUCCACCGGAAUAGUUAGUGCAAAUUAAUUGACAAAGUUUGUAUAAUUAAUGUUGCUGGUAAAGGUAUUACAUUUCCGAUGAUAUUUAAAUAAUAAAAUAAAACUUCGAUGCUCA